This is a messenger RNA of Syngnathoides biaculeatus (alligator pipefish), 2230 nucleotides long. It is a transcript of the gene ndp, whose product is annotated as norrin cystine knot growth factor NDP. Lineage: Eukaryota; Metazoa; Chordata; Actinopteri; Syngnathiformes; Syngnathidae. The record is from RefSeq and is a predicted model, not a curated record. The transcript has 4 exons. Gene Ontology annotation, biological process: Wnt signaling pathway. The coding region runs from base 1379 to 1789 and encodes 136 amino acids.
CUCUUGGCUUGUUUGUUGAAUUGAGAAAGGUUGCGGGAAGGAUGGCGAAGAAGCGGCGUUUGUGUCCAGCAAGACGUUAUCGUGUAUUCUUGCAAUUGUUGAGAGGUAUUCUGAAGAGUUGUCGUCAGGUUUCUUGGGAAUAGAAAAGUUUUUUUUCAAUUGGAAGUUUCAUGUUCUAAGUCGAGAGAUUGUUUGUGAAGGAAUUUAGUCGAAAGCAAAAGAAUCUUUAUUAUUAUUUAAUUAUUUUUGGGGACACGCGUGACACUCUGGUGUCAAAGUCGGUCUCAGACCACGUCGAAAUUGUGGAGCUGGGCAGACCGCCGGUGGAACUCGAUUUUGGUGAAUUGGGAGGCAGACGGAUGGAUGCGUGAUUUCAAGUGGCCGGCGGCUGCGUCGGCAUUCGAUGACGGUGGCGAGUCACGUUGCGCGUCGCCACGGUGACGAAGGCCCGCUGGCACACGUGGAGCACGUCGUGGUGCCGCAUUUCGAGGGAAGGAGAGGAGCCGCCAUUCGAGUGGGCCGCAGGCGUCGACCAAAUUGGCGGCUCUCUCGGUGCGGGGCUACGAUUCACGUCGUUCACGAAACCUUUUGGAUGCGGAUCUGGUUUUGGAGGUGCCCCUAAUGUUGAGGCCUCAGGCUGUCGUUUUCCGAUUCCUCCUCUUGGAGUUCCCAGACAGAGAGUUGCGAGCCACCAUUCGGGUCUUGAAAUUUGCGCCUCUCAAUCAAAGACUUUUACAACCCUGACCUCGUGGCUUUUGGUGCUCUCUGGCGGCUUCCUCCCCGUCCGUCCCUCCCCCGAUGGCUCGGAAUCGCCCCGCUCGCGGCCGAGAGGUCCACGUGCGGCAGGCCUGAGCAUCCUCCUCCGCUGACGCUUUGGCUUCUUUUGGAAAUGACCCGUGGGAGGCGGCGGACAGAGCGAGAGAGAGAGAGGGGGGGGGGGCGCUAGGAGGUUAGAGAGAGAGAGAGAGAGAGAGAGCACCAGAAAGAGGGAGAGAGGCGAGCGACGAGGCGCAGACGACCAGAGGAGCUGCGAGCGGCGACAAGAAGACUCGGCACUCGUCGGCUAGCGGGCCCGUCGUCAAGUCACAGGAUGCGAAGCUGAGGUCGAAAGAUUGGAUCCCGAUCAGCCUAAGGCAGAGAUUUGGGAGCCGUGUUUCGCCCUCCAUUUCAGACUGAGAUGGAGAGGCCUUACAAAUCAAACCUCGCUCCCGGUCUGGCUCGACAGCGCAUUGGAAUUGAAGCUCAACCGUUCAAGAAGUAAGCAGUGAGCUCAAGAAGUCCUGACUUAUGACGCCUUAAAGCCCUCGCGCAGAAAACCUCGGACGAAGCGGCCGAACAGUUUGUAAAGAUCCUGGCCAGGCCCGAGGGUGGUCCGACCAUGAAACGGGUCCCGCCCUCCGGCCUCCUGCUGGUCCUGAUGUGCUGCCCCCUGCUGGGCUCGACGCAGUCCGCCGGCAGCGACGACGGACCCCCCUCGCACGUGAGCGACUCGGACCCUCGACGCUGCAUGAGGCAUCACUUUGUGGAGACCAUCAACCACCCCGUUUACAAAUGCAGCGCCAAGAUGGUGCUGCUGGCGCGCUGCGAGGGCCGCUGCGGGCCGACCACCCGCUCCGACCCGCUCAUCUCCUUCAGCUCGGUACUGAAGCGGCCCUUCAAGAGCACUUGCGCCUGCUGCCGCCCGCACACCUCCAAACUGAAAGCCGUGCGCCUGCGCUGCGCCGGCGGCACCCGCGUCACCGCCACGUACCGCUACAUCCUGGCCUGCAACUGCCAGGAGUGCAGUUAAGCUCGGCUGCCCACAUCGGGGCCGGCCACCGGGUCGCCCGGACCCUGGCAAGACUUUCACGUGACCACGGGCGGUUUUUUUUUUUUUUUUUGGGGGGGGGGGGAGAAGCCAACCAGAACUCGAACUGAAUCCAAAUUUCUCCAUUAGUGCCCAUUGACGACAACAACAACGAAAUCAAAUAAAUGCGCUCGGAUGGUUCCACCUGCCGUGCCAUCGUUCUCCAAACCCGUCGGCUGAGCGAUACCAAAGGCGGUUUCUGCCUGAGGGGACUCUUCCCGGACCCGCCGCUUGAUCAAUAUCGUCUAUUUGAACGCGAUGAGCGUCUUGUACUGUGUCACUCGGACUUUCCUUGCGGAGUUCCUGAGAAUGCGCUUCAAAGAAGGUGCAAGACGUGUCCCUCUUGUCCCUCUUCGCCCCUCAUUCGGGUAUUAAAAUGACAUU